AUAGUUUAUUUUAUCUUUUUUAGAUUUUUAACAUAAAAUUAGAAGAGCUCUAAAAUUAUCUUAGCAUGAGCAAAGUUUUCUGCGUUCGAGAUUCGAGUGCUUCCAGACGGACCAAGGCUAUCAACACACCCCGAUAUGACGUCAGAAGUUCUGACGUGUACGAUGACGUCAUCAGUCACGGACAUGGCGUCUCUAAAAACAACAAUAACUAUCCGAAAUGGGAUCAGAUGUCUAUGGACAGCGGGUUCUGUUCGGACCUUGAACGCAAGGUAGCGCAAUUGAGUUUGGCAGGGUCUGAUGUGGGGAGUGUCGAUGAGGUUGAUGACGUCAGAGCACCAUCUAGAGCAAAACUUACAGAAGAAGAAAAAAGAUUGAAAAAUAAGAUAAGGACAUUACCCGUGUCUGGACGAUCGACGAGAUGGCAUCGUUGCGAUGACAACGUAAGUGACGUCAGCGAUGACGACGAUGACAUUACUUUUGAUCAAAUGAAAAAUACACUAACUCGACAUUCUGAAAGAAAAAGCAAAACAUUACCGUUAAAAUACGACAAGAGAAGUGACGUCAUCACUUGGAAUGACAUCACACUCGCUGACUUGAGACAAGUUGAUGUUCUCGGAGGGGGUGGAUACGCUCGAGUAGAUUUGGUCGAAAUUAAAAGACUCUCCGGCCACAAAUUCGCUCUCAAGAAACUCAACAAACGCUUCCUGCAGGACAGAGAUCAGGUUAAUCACGUGAUCUCGGAGAAAGACGCACUGAAGCGUGCAAGAUGCAGAUUCAUUCCUCGACUAUUUCGGACUUUCCAAACUCCAAGUCACGUGUUCAUGCUCACUGAAGCGUGUUUAGGAGGCGAUCUGUUUUCAGUUUUGGAAAACCAUGGUGCUCUCCACUAUGAAGCAACACGUUACGUCAUCGGUUGCGUCAUAGAAGCAUUGGAUCAUCUUCAUAUGACGUUGAAUAUUAUACACCGUGACGUCAAAACAGAGAACAUUUUGAUCGAUGCUAAUGGCGUCGCAAAACUAGCCGAUCUAGGAUUCUGCAAGCAACUACCUCGAAAUUGUGAUAUCACAUACACGUUCUGUGGCACUCCAGGAUAUGUCGCACCUGAAGUUUUACUUCGAACUGGACAUGGCCGAACAUGCGAUUUCUUUUCAACUGGCGUUGUCUUAUUUGAGACUUCGACCUGUCGUUCUCCGUUUCGGAGACAUUCGAACUUGGAAACCCACCGAGCGACUCUCAGGGGAAUAAAAGAUGUGGCUUUUCCGCCCUUUUUAAACCACCUGACUAUUCAAAUGAUUCGAACUCUUUGCUGUAGCGAUCCAGAUGGAAGACUCGGAGCAGCCGGAUGCGAAGAGAUUCGUCGCCACGAGUUCUUCAAUGGAUUUGAUUGGCACCGAUUACGUCAUGGCAAAAUGACGUCAUCAAUCCUAAACCUUACGUCACGAAAACAAGCUUCAUCAUUCAUAAAAGACGAUUACACUGAGAACUCCACUGAGAUUAAGAAAACUCCUUUUGACAAAACUUGGAAUGACAAUUUUUAACGUUAUCCUACUUUUUUUGUUUUUAUUUAUUAUAUGAUAUUUCUAUACGUGUCGACAACUGCUAAGUGCUGCCAGCCAUGCUUGGCAGAAAUGACUGCGUGAAGCAAAGCU
Molecule: messenger RNA, 1649 nt
Organism: Styela clava
Lineage: Eukaryota; Metazoa; Chordata; Ascidiacea; Stolidobranchia; Styelidae
Product: cGMP-dependent protein kinase 1-like
Biological process (GO): protein phosphorylation
Molecular function (GO): protein kinase activity; ATP binding
Source: RefSeq, a predicted model, not a curated record